UCACUUCCACUUCUACUAGGUGGGCGGAGUGGCCUCCUGUGGACGAAUCAGAUUCUUCCUCAGCCCCAACUUCAAGAGGUGAGCCAGGGGUUCAGGGUCCCAGACACGCAGGCGGCAGCAGCAGCAGCAGCAGCAGCAGCAGCAGGAGGCGUGGGGAAGAUCCGGAGCCAGAACCAUGGAAGACCAGCGCGACCUCAUCUCCAACCAUGAGCAGGUGCCCAUCCUGGGCCAGCGCCCCGCAGCCCCGGAGAGAAAGUGCAGCCGUGGAGCCCUGUACACGGGCUUUUCUGUCCUGGUGGCUCUGCUCCUGGCCGGCCAGGCCACCACCGCCUACUUCCUGUUCCAGCAGCAGGGCCGGCUGGACAAGCUGACCGUUACCACGCAGAACCUGCAGCUGGAGAGCCUCCGCAUGAAGCUGCCCAAGUCUGCCAAACCUGUGAGCAAGAUUCGAGUGGCCACCCCCAUGCUGAUGCAGGCGCUGCCCAUGGAAGGCCUGUCCCACGGGCCCAUGCAGAACGCCACCAAGUACGGCAACACGACACAGGACCACGUGAUGCACCUGCUCCUGAGGGCCGACCCCCUGAAAGUGUACCCACAGCUGAAGGGGAGCUUCCAAGAGAACCUGAAGCACCUCAAGAGCACCAUGGAUGGCCUGGACUGGAAGGUCUUUGAGAACUGGAUGCAUCAGUGGCUCUUGUUUGAAAUGAGCAGGAACUCGCUGGAGGAGAAGCCCACUCAGGGUCCGACAAAAGUACUGACCAAGUGCCAGGAAGAGGUCAGCCGCAUCCCUGCCAUCCACCCGGGCGUGUUCAAGCCCAAGUGCGACGAGAACGGCAACUAUAUGCCGCUCCAGUGCUAUGGGAGCACCGGCUACUGCUGGUGCGUCUUCCCCAACGGCACCGAGGUCCCCCACACCAGGAGCCGCGGGCACCACAACUGCAGUGAACCACUGGAAAUCGAGGAUCUGUCGUCUGGGGUGGGCAUGGCCAAGUAGGAUCUCAGCCAAGUCAUCCUAUGAGAACAGCAGACGCAGCCGCCAGCACCCAGCCAGCCCUGCAUGGCCGCAACUCCCUUGUGCCCUUCUGUCCCCCAACCCUAGGUCCCCUCCUUCCCUUACACCCAACCUCCUCCACCUGCCGUCACCCACCCUGCACCUCAUUCCCUGAGACUCUGGUGCCUGGCUCUCCAUCAUCCUGAGACGAGAAAUCACCUCAGAACAGCACAGAUUAACAACGCAGGGUCCCCAACACUGCCCAUCAGCAGGGACACCACACCCAAGGAGGUGGGCCAAGACCUGGGCUGACCCCCAUUUCUGACGCCACAGCAGCCGCUAGCAUGGAGCUCCAAGAUCUAGGCCCCUGGACGAGGCAGGCAGGUGCAGGGAGAGGGGGCGACGCUCCCCCAAGUCCGACACAUUUGCUCUCCCUCCCCUCUGGCUUUUGGCCUCAGCAUUCCAGCCUGUUUAACUAGGGGGAUGAGCCACCCUUUCUGUCCCCAGCAUCACUCGGCCAGGAAGAACCAGCCUCUCCACCCACAACCCCUCCUCACUCUCCGCCAACCCCUAGUUCCCUCUGCUCAGCAAGCUUGUCACCAGCCCCUAGGGUGGCGGCUCCUGUAAGAAUAAAAGGUAGUAAGUAGACCA
Messenger RNA from Equus quagga, 1642 nucleotides. RefSeq names its product CD74 molecule (gene CD74). The record is from RefSeq and is a predicted model, not a curated record. Gene Ontology annotation, biological process: positive regulation of type 2 immune response; intracellular protein transport; negative regulation of intrinsic apoptotic signaling pathway in response to DNA damage by p53 class mediator. The coding region runs from base 176 to 994 and encodes 272 amino acids. Gene Ontology annotation, cellular component: membrane; cytoplasm; cell surface. The transcript is spliced from 9 exons. Lineage: Eukaryota; Metazoa; Chordata; Mammalia; Perissodactyla; Equidae. Gene Ontology annotation, molecular function: macrophage migration inhibitory factor binding; cytokine receptor activity; MHC class II protein binding.